CCCAGUAGCUGAAACCAGAGUCCGCGCAAGGGAGUCAUGGCUACUUCUGGGGGUCACAUCCAGCUUCUCCGUGAUGAAGCCACUUGCUCCAUCUGCCUGGAUUACUUCAAGGAUCCAGUCACCAUCCCAGAGUGUGGGCACAACUACUGCAGAUCCUGCCUGAUCCAGUGCUGGGGGGGAUCGGGGACAGGGGCUUCCUGCCCUCAGUGCAGAAAAACAGUUCGGAGAAAGAGCCUCAUCCGCAAUCGGCAACUGGCUAACAUGGUAGAAAUAGCCCAGAAUCUCAGCCUCCAAGAGGGAGAGGAGGAAGGAGGAAAAGGAGGAGUGUGCGAGAAGCACCAGGAGCCCCUGAAGCUCUUUUGCAAGGAGGAUGAAGCCCCCAUCUGCGUGGUUUGUGGCAAAUCAAAGGAGCACAAACACCACGAGGUGAUUCCUCUGGAGGAGGCUUUCGAGGAAUACAAGGGAGAGAUCUGUCGCCGCCUGGAGAUUCUGAGGAAAGAGAGAGGGGAAAUGCUGGCCUGUCAAGCAGAUCUGGAGAAGGAAUGCAAAGACCUCCUUAAAUUAAUAGAAACAGAGAGGCUGGAGACUGUGGAGAAGUUCAAAGAACUGCACCAAUUCCUGGAAGAACAAGAAAAACAUCUGCUGAAUCAUGUGGAAGAGGUGGAGAAGGAGAUUGGAGGGAGAAGGGAUGAGGAGCUGGCCAGACUCUCCAGGAAACUCUCCUCUCUUGAGAGGAUCAUCCAGGAGAUGGAGGAGAAGCGUCAGCAGCCAGCGAGUGAACUCCUGCAGGAUGUGAGAAGAACCUUGCAGAGGUAUGAGAAAAGAGAGAGUCCAGAGAAGCCACUGCCUUUCCCUCCAGAACUCAGGAAAGGGAUCUUGAAAUCCUGUGAUAUAAAACACUUUGUGGAGGAUGCAAUGAAACAAUGGAAAGAUGCUCUGCUAUCCAGAAAACAGAUUCAGAAAGAUGUUCAGUCAUUCAGAAAUCUCCAGAGAGCAAAUGUCACUCUGGAUCCAGACACAGCCCAUCCCAGCCUCAUUCUGUCCAAGGAUCUGAAAAGCAUGAGAUUGGGAGAGAAAAAACAAGUCCUGCCCGAUAAUCCCGAGAGAUUCAGCAAAAGCCUUUGUGUGUUGGGACGUGAGGGAUUCAGAGCAGGCAGCCAUUUCUGGGAAGUCACUGUGGAAAGUGGGGAAUUGUGGGCUUUGGGGGUUGCCAGGAAGUCUGUGGGGAGAAAGGGCAUCUUCCCCUUAAGUGCUGAGUGGGGGAUGUGGGCUGUGCGGAAUCUUGGAGGCUACUACUCUGCCUGCACCUCCCCUGAUUCCUCUCCUCUGUCCCUGAGCGAGGAUCCCAAGAGGAUCCGGGUGACUCUGGACUAUGAAGGGGGACGUGUGUCUUUUUCUGACGCCGACUCAGGAGCCGCACUCUACACGUUCUCGGGAGCCUCGUUCUCUGGAGAGACCCUCCUCCCUAUCUUUCAUCUGUGGCAAAGUGAAAACCCCCUCAUUAUCUCCCGAGGACGCAAGGGAGUCAUGGCUACUUCUGGGGGUCACAUCCAGCUUCUCCGUGAUGAAGUCACUUGCUCCAUCUGCCUGGAUUACUUCAAGGAUCCAGUCACCAUCCCAGAGUGUGGACACAACUUCUGCCGAUCCUGCCUGAUCCAGUGCUGGGGGGGAUCGGGGGCAGGGGCUUCCUGCCCUCAGUGCAGAAAAAGAGUUCGGAGAAAGAGCCUCAUCCGCAAUCGGCAACUGGCUAACAUGGUAGAAAUAGCCCAGAAUCUGAGCCUUCAAGAAGGAAAGGAGGAAGGAGGGAAAGGAGGAGUCUGCGAGAAGCACCAGGAGCCCCUGAAGCUCUUUUGCAAGGAGGAGGAAGCCCCCAUCUGCGUGGUUUGUGGCAAAUCAAAGGAGCACAAACACCACGAGAUGAUUCCUCUAGAGGAGGCUUUCGAGGAAUACAAGGGAGAGAUCUGUAGCUGCCUGGAGAUUCUGAGGAAAGAGAGAGAGGAAAUUCUGGCCUAUCAAGCAGAUCUGGACAAGGAAUGCAAAGACCUCCUUAAAUUGACAGAAAGAGAGAGGCUGAAGACUGUGGAGAAGUUCAAAGAACUGCGCCAGUUCUUGGAAGAACAAGAAAAACAUCUGCUGAAUCGUAUGGAAGAGGUGGAGAAGGAGAUUGCAGGGAGAAGGGAUGAGGAGCUGGCCAGACUCUCCAGGAAACUCUCCUCUCUUGAGAGGAUCAUCCAGGAGAUGGAGGAAAAGGGUCAGCAGCCAGCGACUGAACUCCUGCAGGAUGUGAGAAGCACCUUGCAGAGGUAUGAGCAAAGAGAGAGUCCAGAGAAGCCACUGCCUUUCCCUCCAGAACUAAGGGACGGGAUCUUGGAAUCCUGUGAUAUAAAACACUUUGUGGAGGAUGCAAUGAAACAAUGGGAAGAUGCUCUGUCAUUCAGAAAACAGAUUCAGAAAGCAAAUGUCACUCUGGAUCCAGACACAGCCCACCCUGAACUCAUCCUGGCCAAGGAUCGGAAAAGCGUGAGAAGGGGAGACAAAAAGCAAAACCUGCCUGACAAUCCUGAGAGAUUCAGCUACUGGCCUUGUGUGUUGGGACGUGAGGGAUUCAGAGCAGGCAGACAUUUCUGGGAAGUCACUGUGGAAAGUGUGGAAUGGUGGGCUUUGGGGGUUGCCAGGAAGUCUGUGAAGAGAAAGGGCCUCUUCUCCUUAAGCCCUCAGGAGGGGGUGUGGGCUGUGCAGAAGUGGGGAAAUGAGUACAUGACCUGCAGCUCCACUCAUCUGUUUUUUGUGUACCUGAGUUGGGAUCCCAAGAGGAUCCGGGUGACUCUGGACUAUGAAGGGGGACGUGUGUCUUUUUCUGACGCCGACUCAGGAGCCGCACUCCACACGUUCUCAGGAGCCUCAUUCUCUGGAGAGACCCUCUUCCCUUUCUUUCAUCUGUGGGAAAGUGAAACCCUCAUUAUCUCCUGAGGAGACUAAAUCUGCCUCUCAGGCCCAGCAGGAGUUUCUCUCCAGACCAGUGUGACUGAUAUAAAAAACAUUUACCCACCAAGAGCAUGUUGGGCAGUUUUUCAAGGGGACUUUUGAGAGGAUUCAUUUUUCUUCCUUUUCCCCUUAUUCCCUCUGCACCUUACUUUUUCUUAAAGAGACAGUCACUUUUCACAGUCCCAAUAAAUGAUAUUUUGCUCA
Lacerta agilis (Sand lizard) is the source of this 3189-nucleotide messenger RNA. RefSeq names its product zinc finger protein RFP-like. NCBI's taxonomy places the organism in Eukaryota, Metazoa, Chordata, Lepidosauria, Squamata, Lacertidae. The record is from RefSeq and is a predicted model, not a curated record. Gene Ontology annotation, molecular function: zinc ion binding; protein binding. Bases 37 to 2970 code for a protein of 977 amino acids. The transcript has 15 exons.